UAACUGGCCUUGUAGCCUUUGAUAUAUAUUAUACAUGGACAAUUAUGGCAAGCAAAAAAAUCGCUUGCCCUAGUUGCAGGCAAUGGGUUCAAAUGACGCUGUAUGGCACACAGCACCGAUGCGUCUGCGGUCAUGUACUCACGACUCGCAGUGCUGCUGCAGAAACACAACGAGAAACUAGUGUUCGUGGUCGUGGAGAUCACAAAGGUGAGCGUCAUAGCUUCCGGAGAUGUCAAAUUGGUACAGGGACAGGGACAGGGACGCUGAUGUCGUUGCCCUCCUCCCGCUCGGAGGAGCCAGUACCCAGUGGAUCUCAACCAAACAAGCGUGCACUUCUUUGCGGGGUGACAUACAAGCAACAUAAAUACAAGCUCAAAGGCACUUAUAAUGAUGUGAAAAACAUGGAAAACUUGCUGACUAAGACCUUCCGUUUUCCUGCCAACUGCAUACGCAUACUUUCAGAAGAUGAUCCGCGUGACCUAGAGCGGAUUCCUACAAAGAAAAAUAUAGAAAAUUCCUUGAAAUGGCUUGUGGAAGGAUGCCAGCGGGGAGACUCGUUGGUGUUUUACUUCUCGGGGCAUGGCUUACGACAGCCUGAUUUCAAAGACGAUGAGCUUGAUGGGUUCGACGAGACCAUUUGCCCUGUUGAUUUUAUGGAAGAGGGAAUGAUCCUUGACAAUGAUAUUAAUGAAACCAUUGUUUGGCCACUCGAGGAGGGUGUCACACUUCAUGCUAUCGUUGAUGCUUGUCACAGUGGAACGAUUCUUGAUCUGGAGCACGUGUACAACCCUAAACUGAAUGCUUGGAAGGAUAAUAUUCCUCCAUCUCGUGCUAGAAAAAGUACAAAGGGUGGGUUAGCGAUUUCUCUUAGUGCUUGCGAAGAUGAUAAAAUGGCAAUUGAUACUACUGUAAGUGAUCCCUCUAUUAUUGUGUUUAAGGAAAAUAUGAUGAAAAGCCAACUUCUGAAUGUUUCCAAGUUGAAGCUAGAUGUUAGUUGGUAAGGAGGGAAAGAAAACCUAUCCCUUCUUAUCUCCACAAAAUGAUGGCAUUGGAAGGCAUACGUUUUCUUUAAUAAGGCCUUUCUAAACCGUUCAAUAAAAAUACAAUAACAACAAAAAGCCGGUAUU
Molecule: messenger RNA, 1127 nt
Organism: Malus domestica (apple)
Lineage: Eukaryota; Viridiplantae; Streptophyta; Magnoliopsida; Rosales; Rosaceae
Source: RefSeq, a predicted model, not a curated record